CAUUGAUGUUGGAUCUACAUGACUGAGAAGGGUCACGCUCAUUUUUAUCAGAACUAUUCUCUACGGGUCGUGCUAGAGAGAGCACUAACAUCUUCAUGAAGUACUUACUUGAUUUCGAAGCUUAUCAAGCAACCAAUCCCAAUCAGGAUCUCCAGCAGGCUUUCGCGCAACCACGCCUCAUAAUUUCAUCUCGUCAAAAUAUAUGUCGAUCUUGAAAAAUCGCCUCGGCCUGACAGAGCUCAUCUUUAAUUAUUCUCAUUCACGCUUUAAUAUUCGGACUAGUACCUAUUUUCAUUAUAAGGUUAAAGAUAGCAUGUUCGCUUAGCCUUACAUCUUAUAUACGACAUCGAGCAAGUUCAAUCACGAGGAAUACAAAAAUUUAUCAAUGAGGCAAAAAUAUGCAUAACUUUAUUCAUAGCUUGUAGUUAUUAUGGUAUUGGUACGCUCACUGAUUCGAUGAUCAUGGUCUCACCUUUAACAAGCAAGGGUGACCGCAAAAAUCGUCUUGUCUCAUGACUGUAUUUGUUGAUUGUGAUUCUACUUGUCGAUUAGCAAUUUAGAAAUAAGUAAUUGCUGAUAAAAAUUUCGCCGAAAUCAACUAUGAAUGCCUCAUGUAUGACAUGAGUCUUACCUUGGUCAGUGACCUUGAGGUAGAAUCAUGGACAUCAAUUAACCAUAUGCAAGGCUCUUAACUUCCGCAUGCAAGCUCGGGAGACAGAAUCAUUCCUGAUUCACUGCUUUUAACUGUGGCAUCUGGUUGAUGAUCACCCAGUCUUUUCGAGGAAAAUUGUAAAUACAAAUAGCUACUUUCACCAUGAGCAGUAGAAGCAGAAUCACUAAACGAAAGGAAAAACCAUAUUUAUGAAUACGUUUGUCUUUUGUCAAAGUCAAUUACAUGCAUCUACCUCUCCUUUGACUCAUAGAAUCAAUCUGUAAAGACAUGAAAAUCUAUGUAGAUGUGUCGCGAUUUUUUCGUAACGUCUCCGUCCUCGUGAGUAUGUAUCAUCAGCGACCGAGGACACGAAAGGUGAGGCGACAGGCUUUGCCUGUUUUCGUGGGAUCGAUUCUGCUGCAACCAACGGGGACAAGCGCCGUGCGGCAGACGUCCUUUCUCAAGCUCUUGGUUGAGUGAUUCAGACGACUUAUUGGGUCUCGAAAGACGGCGCACCACCGCGAAGCUUGGUUUGCUGAGCGAGUUCGAUUUCAAGUCGGUCUUCGCCAAAGGAACCCCGGAAAAUAUGACGGGCAACUACUAAGUUCGCGUGAUAACGAAGAAAAGUCGGAGGCUGCGAUACGCUUUUUUUAUUCAGUCUAGUUCGUUUGUGUCCGGCGAGUGCUGAGAGGAGAACCGGUUCAAUCUCGAACACAGCAGUCAAGCAACGCGAACGCGAAAAUUAAAAGCGCGAGUGCGGGCAGGGGCACUAUCAUGCAGAAUAAUAUCUCUUAUCGCUGUUGCGUUGUCGCUCAUUUUUUCGGAGACUCCAGUGGCAAGGUGGAAGGCUCAAACGGAAAGACCUGUUCGGGAGAUAGACCGCCAUCGAUAACCCUAUGCAGAGUUUCAGAGUUGGACUGAGAUUUAUCGACUGCAAAAGUAUGUUGGCUGUUACCUCGGAAUCGGAUGUUGCGUUCCUUCUGAAUCAUGGGACCUUUCGACCUUGCUGAUCUGUUCUGCACUUCUGGAACCUAUACCUGCGUGAAUCAUCAGCUUCAGAAUUAUAGAAAUACUGAAUUUAAGAAAUACUGUGUGUAGCUCGAAGAUUUGCACGACCAGAAAUCGAGGGCUAGAGUCUCUAUCACCCCUUGCAAAGCGUCUCCAUGCGAACGAUGCACAAAUAGGAAGCAAAUCGAGUUCGCGGCACAACUCUUCGUAUAGCCGUCUAUUCGAUCACGUAGUAUAAUCAAGGUCGUCGUGGGACAGUACGAUACAACAUCAACACCUCUUGCUCUUGCUUCUCGUAACAUUCGAUCUUCAAUGACCGCCUUGGAUCGAAUGUAUAGUCAGGCGCGGAGUUACCACAGCCUGCAGCACCAGUCAAAGUAUGUCUGGGGCGCGCAGGACAAUGCGAAAUCGGCUUCCCGGCAGCAGCGUGACUUCACGAACGCACUAAUCUGCCUCUCUUUCCUGGUACUCGUGAACAUUGGGCUCUCUCUGGCAGCAGUGAUUAUCUCUCUCUACUCGCUAACCGCUACGUGCAAUUAUGCCGGAUCGCCACCGACGGACCGGGUAGCCUCAAGUCGCGGCGGCGCAACUGUGCCUCAGAGCGGAUUGGUAACUCAUGAACAAGAUGAUGAAUAAAUAGAGAUCAAACCGAUUUGCUUUUAUUUACCGUAGGACAAAUAAAAGAAUAAGAAAGCAGUGCGCCACGCUAUUCUUGCACUUCCAUAAAUACCUAUGCUACAGUACUUUACCCAUUUAUAAAUAUGUUAUGAUCGACAUUUGCUGAAUUUUGAUUCGACGUUCCCAUGCUUCUUUAUUCAUCACCAUGUGCUACUUGUUCCAGAUGUGCAUCGAUGUCAAGAAACUCUAGCUUACCCGUUCAAUUGUUGGUCUCUUGUCCAUGUCUCAUUAUUUCAUACACAAUCAGGAGGGGCAUGCACCGCGGACCGGGCGAGCCCCCGAGCAAAUCUAUUCGGAGCAAUACGGCAGUCGUGGCGGAGGAAGCUACAAUGGCUAUGACAGGCGGGAUAUUUGUGUUAUCUUGAUCUCUCUACGUAAGCGCAUUCUGACUCUGAUAUACAUGUUCGUUGUCCUCUGUUUUGGAUUUUGAAAUUGCCAUGUUCGUGGACUAACUGUGAAUACGUAGGAGAUGAUGUCGAAGUCACGAUUGCGAUUCCUGCGGAGUUUGUUCUCAUAUAUUGUCCGCUUCACACGAUAACUAUCCAAGAAAAUUUUCAAUGCCAGAAUUGUUUACACUUGUAUCAAGGAGCCCCUGUUUAGUCAGCGCUUGGAAUACACUGCACGACCAGUGAGUGUCACGAGGAGGUCUACUGUCUAUGUAUUAUAUGCAGUCUCGCGAAGGUGAGAUCAAGGUCAAUUACUUUUACUACAAAAUCCGACUCUAAGAUAGGAUCCACGUGGAUAGCCGCGGUGGCAUAUACAUCACCCCGAAAAGCCCCAUGUACAAUCCGGAACCCCCUCUUCACCACAAGGAUGCCUUUGGAUACAUGGACUACACAGCAAACAGCCAAGGGGCUACUGUGGGAACUCACUCUAUUCUUAUGAAUGGUCGCUAUCCCUACGGUGAAGUAUCGGAACGUCGGCGUUGAUGUCCUUUUGAGUUGUAGUACAAUUUACUAUAUAAUACCACUGAUGUGCGAGCACUCACAAUUCUUUCUCUUUUCUCACUGUGAGACCUAUGGUGGCAGAACAAGUGUGGCUCCUUAUAUAUAUAUAAUUUAUAAGCUUGUUUAGUUACUUACUACAGUUUCUAUAGUAAGCGCUUACUUAGAAGUAUAUAACAACCAUUCCUCAUUAUCCAACCCACACUCCAGAGUCAGGUAUGCUACAGGUGCACGACGAACAUAACGGCAGUCCGACCCAUUCACCACUUGCUGGACUUGCUCAUGAUCAAAAUCACUUACAUCUGGGUUACAACUUUAACACUAUAUACUAGCCUCCACAAGCUUCGCCCGGCUUCAAGUUAGUUUAGCACUUUUCUGCGGCCUCCCACGGGCUACAGCCGCUAGAGUAGAGACAGCCGGCGGGUGAGCUGAUGCACCUUACGAAUUGACUACGACAAGAGCCGAGUGCCGGCGGUGGCCGACUCAGAUGCGUCGACUCAUGUGCAGGGCAUUGCGCUGCCUUCGGUUUUUUUUUUGAGAUUGCCGGGCGGGUCAUGCAAAUUCUUAAGAAUUUGCAAGACCCCCACGGCAGUCCAACAAAAAAACCAGAAGAGAGCCACCAGACACGCACAAGAAUCCGCAAGCCCCAACGCACGCAAGCGCCUCGCGGUGGCGCCAGGCAAGAACGAGGGGCGACCUUGAUGGGCCAAACAAGACAAAGCAACGCAGGGCCGCGCUGCUUGGGUCUCUCUACGCGCUUACACCUGGCGGGGCUUCUUUGUUUCGUCAGAUGUCUCUCGUCAGAAACAGGCGGGCGCACUUCGCGGGGUCGUGCGGCGUCGCGCUUCGGGCUGUGGCUGAAGCCUCUCGGCUGGCUGACGUCUUUCACCAAGCUGGAGACUAAGGCCCUCCAUCAGGCUGAUGCCGUUCGUCAGCCCAACGCUCUGCGCCAGGCUGGCGGCGUUCGUCGGGCAGGCCGGCGCCCCUCGGCAGGCGUCUUGGGUCAGGCUGAGGCUUUUCGUCAGGGUCGGGCGACGUCUCUCGUCAGGCUGAAGCGCUUCGCCUGGCUGACAUUCCUCGCCGGGCCGAGACUCACGCCUUUGGUCAGGUUGAUGGCUUGCUUCAGCUCGGCGCCGUUCGUCAGGCUGAUGCACUCGCCAGCCAGGUGAGGCCUCUCUCCAGACCGGCGCAAUGCUUCGCCAGGCGUCUGCCUUGCGUCGGAGGGAACAGGCUGAGCGGGGCCUUUCUUCGGGCUGCGGAUGUCUUUCCUUCGUAAGAUUGACCCCGUUCUUUCGUCGGACUGACGUGCUUCGCCAGAUUGACCGCGUUCGCCGGACUGACGUCCUUCGCGAAAGGUCUUCGCUAUCUUCAAGGGCCUCGCGCCACAGGGAGGCCUCGCGUCAGUUUUUCUGGCGGAGGUCGUUCGUCAGAUGUCUGCUGUCGCGGGUCUCACUCUUGUCGUGUCGGAGGUCUUGGGCCCAAAGGUCGUCUUUGGUCCACGCACAGGUCGCCGGUGGUCCACAGGUCGCCUGUGGCCCAAAGGUCGUCUUCGGUCCAAAGGUCGGCUUUGGUCCAGAGGUCGUCUGUGGUCCAGAGGUCGUUUUUGGUCCAGCGGUCGUCUUUGGUCCAAAGGUCGCCUUACUUUGGUCCAAAGGUCGCCCUACUUUGGUCCAAAGGUCGCCCUACUUUGGUCCAAAGGUCGCCCUACUUUGGUCCAGAGGUCGAAGGGUCGCCUUACUUUGGUCCAAAAGUCGUUCUACUUUGGUCCAGAGGUCGGCGCACUUUGGUCCAAAGGUCGGCUUACUUUGGUCCAAAGGUCGGCUUACUUUGGUCCAAAGGUCGGCUUACUUUGGUCCAAAGGUCGGCUUACUUUGGUCCAAAGGUCGCCUUACUUUGGUCCAAAGUUCGCCUUACUUUGGUCCAAAGGUCGCCCUACUUUGGUCCAGAGGUCGUCGCACUUUGGUCCAGAGGUCGCCUGUGGUCCCGCGGUCGUCUUCGGUCCCAAGGUCGUCUUUGGUUUCGAGGUCGUCUUUGGUUUCGAGGUCGUCUUUGGUCCCAGUGUCGUCUUAAGUCUCAAGGUCUCCUGUGGUCCAGAGGUCGCCUGUGGUCCAAAGGUCGCCCCUGGGUCAAAGAUCGCCUUUGGGUCAAAGAUCGUCUUGGGGUCAAAGAUCGCCUGUGCUCCAAAGGUCGUCUUUGGUCCAAAGGUCGCCUUUAGUCCGAAGAUCGCCCUUGGUCCAACGGUCGCCCUUCGUCCAAAGCUCGUCGUUGGUCCAAAGAUCGGCUUUGGUCCAUGUGUCUUUGGUCCAAGGUCUUUGCCUUUUCGGUGGGCGGUCUUUCGUUGGCUGUCUCUCUUUGGACUUUUCUCCCCAGCUUGCGCCCCCACCCCCGUCGGCCAUUUUUCUGCCUUCUUUUCUGGUGGUCUGCCACGGGGCCGCAACGUAAAUCCCAACAAGGAAACGGCCGGAGGCUAUCGGGCUUGAGACUGAGGGGAAAGGGCAGGAGACUAUGGGCAAUAGCUUCGCGAAAGAAGUUGACUAAUCUCCGGUGGGUUAGGCGGCGAUCAAUGGCGAGAUUAAUAAUAUAGGUUAAUAAUAUAGAUUUUUUUUUUGUUAUGUUUUUUAUCUAUCAACUUAUAAUAAUUUAUAAGAAAUCAUAUUUCUAUCGAAGAAGAUGAACAUACUUCAGAACGAGUACCUCUCUAACUUAUCAGCCGGAAAUAUCGCUAUGGAACACCACCACCACCAAGUUACCAGUAGCGCCAGUUCUUCACUCGUCUCAACGCCCAGUCAGGCAUCGGAAAAGUCGGAAAAUCACCAUGCGACAGCCACUACGACGUGGAGCGACAAGGCAUUUGUACAACAGAAGUCGACUCUUAUCUUACGGCUUUGAAGGAUACUUUUGUAUUUGUUGAUCCACCAGAUCGAGGUAAAAUAAGCAGGCUAUGCCUGGGAUGAGCGGCGGGCGAGGUCAAUGGUCACUUGUCUCGCAACCCAACAACAUCGUACAUAGCAACAGAUGGUUGAUAAUUUUGAUUUACCUACCAGCUGAAGCAAGCGUAGCAGCUUCUUUCUCUAAUGACAGUAAGGAAUAGCAGUGCCGAUUUACCUGGGAAACAUGCGACGAUUGAGCCAGAUCUUCUUCACCUACACCAAAAUGGCAUAUUGGCAGACCCUCCGGGGAUCUCCUAUGGAGCCGGCGUGCGCACAGCACUGGGAUCACAUAGCACUCACAUUAUUAAGACGCCACAUUAUUGUAACUGAAGCAGUUCGCGGAAAUCAGAUUGAUAUUCGUGGUUCUUCAUUGGGAAUUUCUUGUCUUCCUUGCAUUCUGCAGGCUUUCCAAUGUUGCGCCCCUCUCCUUCUCGACCAUGCGUCGACUCGUUGUCAUUGUGUAGUUUUUAUCUCCUAGCCUUCAGCUUCAUCCAUAUAAUUUGUGUUGCGGAGCAAAGGCCAUAGCCAUACAAGUACUAGAAAUAAGUAGUAAGAAUGUCUUAUUUGGAGUACUAAGCAAAGGUAAAGUCAUUUUCAAGCAGUUCUUAUUUCCACUAGCAUAUACUAGACGUAGUCUAUUUGAACUUCUCUAAUAAUUCCACUUCUGCAUCAUCUGUGCAGCAUGCAUCAACUACUUCCGGAGGAGCUGCAGGGCAGCACAAGCAAGCGGGGGGGAAAGCUUUUCCUAGAGUGGUUGAAAUGGAACAACAAUUCGGAAAUAGUAUGUCACGGGAACAACCCGAAGCUUCAUUUUCGGGAGAACAGCACCACAACGUCAACGUGAACGGAGAGAGACACGUGAGCAAUGGGGGUCCAUCUCCACCAACAAAUAGAGGUGCUAGAUCUGCGACGUCAUCUUCAUCACCUUCAUCUUCUGCGGGCGCCAGCGCUGGUUUUUCAACCACAGGCUUCAGAAACACACCAUCUACUUCGUCCAACACUGGUGGCGUUUCUAGCAGAAGUACAGCGUCGGAAAUGACGGGAUCGACAGUUCCAAGUUCGACCGGAGAUCCACCAGUCGUAGGAACAAGGACAACUGCUCCGACGAAUACUGCAGACCCCGCAAUUACUUCUACAUCAAAUAGCGCUGUUGAAAAUAUAGAGCAUAAUACUGGAUCAACUCAAACGAGAUUAAGUUCAAGUACAACGACGCGUUACUUCGACGAUCCGCGGUUUCCGAUCCUCGUGGAGGCACCGCACAACUGCAUGGGUCGCGGCUACGAUAGCCGCACCAGAACGCUACACCAGCAGGUGCUGCAAAACCGGUCCCAGUUCGCGGGCGACGCAGUCCGACCUCAACUUGCAGUAGUCACAAAAAGAACCCAAAGAAGAACUGACGCAGCAGCCGAUCUAUGUACCGUUCCUCCUAUGAUUUUCAAUAUUUGUAGCCACUUCUUUGAUGCUUAAGAAAUAUUUAGCCAUGGCCUCUGCAUUGUCUGUGCUCUACCGUUCACAUCCUUGGUGCCUUUUUGAAUAACAGGGAUAUAUAGAUUCCGAUUCUUCUUGUACUUGGUUUAUGGCUCCCAGCAAUGCUGCAUCCACUACCUUUUGGAUUCUAUCUUCGUACUCUUCUAACUUUGAACAUGCAGGUCUGGUACCCUUUAACUUCAGCUACAACAAAUAACAUUAUGAUCACAGGGUCUUUGCUGCCGGAUUUCGAAAUGACGUACGUGUGGAAGAGGGGCAAACUGGUAUCGCGGCCAGGGCAGACUGCGGCAGAUUUGUCAGGUCUGAGAGUGUCUUUAUUGGAAGGUAGCCAUACGGGAAGCGCUUUGGGCGUGUCCUACUUCCAUAGUGGAGCGAAGUUAAGGCUUGUUCUUGGCAUAGAGUACUCUAGUCUUCUACCUAGAACUCCUAGAAGAUUCAAUUCUGCUACUACAACUACAACGAACUACAAAGUGUAAAAUUUGAAAAUUUUUCGGAGCACUACAUGUACUUCUACAGAAUUCUGUGAUUUUGAAAAUUAUGUCUGAUGACAAUCAAGUUCAAGGUCGACAUGCAGAUGUACUUAACUUGAUUUAUCUUCGACAAGGCCUGAACUAGCUCGAGACGGAUUUUUAGAUCAGAGACAUGAGCGCUCUAAAAAAAAAGACGGCACCGAGAAAAGGUAGUGUGAUAGAAGAUAUCAAUAUCAUCGCUUCGGCAACUGGACAAGGUUCCGAGGAGAACGGCGAAGACGCUUCUUCAGACGGCAAUUCCGGGAUCAACAAUGACGCUGAGUCAUCCUCGAGCAGCGUGGAGCACGAUAUUGUGAUUGUCGGCUGCGUCAAGGUAGCAGAGUCCUGGUUUGAAUGGCAGCAUGGUGGACAAUCUACCUCCCCAGGAAAAAGCAGCAUAAGGGGAAGCCUCAUGGAAAUAUUUUCGCCCUCCGCAUGGCCUGGAGUGGACGCUUCCCUGCACGAUUUCCUACGAGACGACUCACACAAUUUCGACGCCUUUCGAACCCGGUUUGGUGCAGAGGUUGUGACAAAGACCGACGUCGGCGGUAUACUAUCUGUGGACAGUCCCUUGAGUCGUUGUUUUAUUAUUUCUAAUUAGUUGAGGUUGAGCUUGAAGUACUAUCACUAGCUCUAGCAAUACGUAGGUACUUGUUUUAACAACUACAGCUGUGAUGUAGGAUACAUGUCGUGCGUGCAUGUGUGUAUCAGCGUUCUCGACACUCGAAGCUGCAUCUUUGUAAAAACUGACCUAGUUGUAGAAGUAUGUGUACAUGGGGUAGUACUUUUGAUACGCGGCAGGUAUCGUCAUUUUGCGGUUGCAACUGAAUCCUGGUACCACCCAGAGUGAUGCAGUCAAUCUUGCACGAGAGGGUUGGGCAUCUUUAUUGGAAAAUAAAGGGGACGUAUCAUCAACCGCCCAGAAACAGGAGGUUCGGCUAGUGACUCUAGAAACACUCGGAGGCACUGCGACAGGCCAGUGGUCCAGUGCUGACGCUACUCCGCUCGUACCCCAAGAAGUACUUCUUCUUACAUCUUGUAGGACAAUUUGUAAUUGUAUUUGAGAUGGGCACUAGUUUCUAAUUCUACGACCCUUUGUUGUCAUGUUUCAAGUGACUACAUGUUGGAAGCGAUAAUGAGGUGUUUUGUCGUGGUUUAAGUUGGUUUUUUCUUCAAAUUCAAACGUUGAAAAUGAAAAACAAUAUCAGAUAGAAGCAAGUCUCGUAAGAUGGCUCCGGGGUAUAUCCUCAGGCCAGAAUGUUGUAAGCACGAGGCUGCAUGCCGAACCCAUUACGGACCUGUUGCGUCAUUGCAAGACCAAGACAUGCCAAGAGCUGAUCGCUCGGCUUGGUGAACACAUAAAGUUAUGACCACGAUAACAUGACAAGAAGAUAACUACUCAUUAUUUUUCUUCUUCGGUAUGGUGAUAAAAAUAGCUGGAGACGCUUAUUCAAUUACGACAAGAGUUCAAGCUAGAGUUACAGAACUCUAAGAGAAGUUAUAGAAUUUCAUUCUCAACAACAGAUUCUAAUGCAAGACCAUACACUGCAAGACGGCCACGACACUGGGGAUCGCGGCGCCGAGUUGUAAAAUAUAAUCUAACACGAGUUGUAGCACUGCCACUGGCACUGCUGCAGCUACUCUUCGAGCAGUCUUCAAAGCUGCAAUGAGCAACACAUUCGGCAUCAACAUUCUCCUCAACGUGUUGUCGUUUUCGCGAGUGAAAGCUGUGAUUUAGUCAUAAUGCUUUUCCUGCUGUUUUCGUCUGCCGUGAAGUCAAAAAAAAGAUGACGCAAGUUUCCGGAUAUUAUCACCUGAGAGAAUAAUUCAGUCGCCACAAUGGAAGCGCAAGAUGGUCGUGAAAAAAAGGAAAACUCGUCCUUCGGUCCUAGUACAAUUGCGCUUGCCUGCUCAGUGAUGUCGUCCUUGAUCGUUAUACCGCAUCAUCUAUGUACGUGCAUAUCGAGUUGAUCGACGACGACGGAGAAACAGAAAUACAUACGACUGGUCCCAUAAAAGUAAUGUUUCGGUUGGCAUAUCGCUAUCCGAAGGACAAGAAAACUCCUUGACGCUUUCAGAGUAAUUUGAAAAAUAAAAGGAAUAGCACUUCGGCUA
Molecule: messenger RNA, 10324 nt
Organism: Amoebophrya sp. A25
Lineage: Eukaryota; Dinophyceae; Syndiniales; Amoebophryaceae
Source: the annotation of a GenBank genome assembly